Molecule: messenger RNA, 702 nt
Organism: Stylonychia lemnae
Lineage: Eukaryota; Ciliophora; Spirotrichea; Sporadotrichida; Oxytrichidae
Source: the annotation of a GenBank genome assembly
AUGAACACCGAUGAAUAAACCUUGGCCUUUGAAUUCCUAAUUGAUCAGUUCCUUUAGCCUUAUGACUCAACUAAGUGCAAUGAAUAAUAACUUGAAAGCCCAAAAAAUCUAAAUUAUUUCGAUUAAGAGAAUAACCACAAGGACAUCUAGCAAUCAAUCUUCGACUUUGAAAGAUUUCACCACUAUCCAGCUAAUAUUGAAAUUUUAACUAGCAGCCACAAUAUCAGCUACCUAAUGUCGCCACGCAAUGUUUAAAUGCCACAAUAUAAUCUAUCAAAUAAUUAAGAUUUUAGUGGUCAAGGACUUUAGCAGUUAACAUUUAAUGCUGACAAGAUUACAUAUCAGGAUUUGGAUUUAUCUGAUCUCGACGAUGAUGACAAUAAGCAUACUCAAGUUGAUUACAUGUCAUAAUCACCCUCAAAUGAAAUUCUGACUAAGAUUUAGAAGAAGCAAUAAAAAGUUUAAGUAAAAGGAUCAAGUACACAGCAAGCAAGUCAGAGUGGAAAAAUACCUAAGAGAAAGAGAAUGGAAAAGUACUGCAGUAAAGAAUUAGAUUAGUAGAUUGCUUGUAUAGAUCCAUAGAUAUUAGUUUAAUAUAUAGACUUGAGAUACCAUGAAAUAUUUGAUUCUAGAAAUACUUUAAGAAUAGUUGAUAUGCUUAAAGAAUAACAUAUAUUGAAUGUCAAGCGAAGGGAUACAUGA